UGCAAGAAUAAUAGAAAAAAAGCGAUAGAAGAGGAAUCAUAAAAACAGAGGGAGAAAAAGACGUGUGAGCGACAUGUGUCUGUGUUGAGAAUUCUAUCCGCAAAAGUACGGUGGCCCAGGGUGCGCCGAGAGAGAAGAUCGGUAGCAUUCUCCUUUCCUAUAUCCGAUACUUUCUCGUCGUCUACACGGGACUAUCGAUGCAGACCUUACGGAAGAAAAACAGUCCGUGCAAGUUCAAGAACGAACCAACCCGAUUUCUAGGGGAGGGUGUGUCGUUCAAAGCGAAAUUGAUUGGCAUAUUGGAAGUAUCGGAAGCACGCGGGGACCGGAUGUGCCAAGCAGCUUUGGCGGAUCUGAAGAUGGCGAUUCGAGCUGCUGGCGAACACAAACAACGAAUCGCCGUCCAGGUCAGCAUCGAUGGAUUACGCUUGCGGGACGAAAAGUCUGGGGACUGUUUGUAUCACCAUCCUGUACAUAAGAUAUCGUUUAUCGCGCAGGAUAUGAGCGAUUCGCGAGCUUUUGGAUACAUUUUUGGAUCACCAGACACUGGUCAUCGUUUCUUCGGCAUCAAGACAGAUAAAGCAGCAAGCCAAGUGGUAAUCGCGAUGCGAGACUUGUUUCAAGUGGUGUUCGAGUUAAAAAAGAAGGAGAUCGAGUUAACGAAGCAGCAUUUAGAACAGAACGCUAUAAACGUUAUUAAAUUUCAUACCACUGGCAUCUUUGUCGAACCUACCCCUGAUACUAAAGGUGCAGCAGGAUCAGAAUCUUCUCUUCAUCGGGUAAGGAAUACUAAUUCGGAGGUAGACAAGUCAGCUGACAAACGAAACGAGUCCCCAAUAAGGGAUAAUCCCGUAAUAAGGGAUUUAUUAGAUUUACAAUUCGAAUUGAACUCUCUGCAGCAAGGUAUCCAUCACAUGGACAAAAUUACCCCUGAAAAUCCACCACCUUCCACUGACGAUCUCUUUGAAACCGAUCCAUUUGGCGAUUCCUUUGCGAAUAUGAAGCUGGAAGAUACUGUGAGACCAAUUCUACCACCACCACCCUCAUCUUCCAAAAGAGGCCACCUAGAGCGACAGCAAACCAUUCCAGGCGCCCAAUCGUCAAUCACGUCUAGUCCAGCGACCACAUUGACUAGUAAAACUCCUCCACUUCAAAGUACCAUUCAAUGGUUCGACAAGGAAACCGAGAAUCUAUUCAGUGACAGCGAGCUCACAAACUCGACCAAGAAUAAUACACCGGUUAAAAAAGAUGUGGAAGAGACUCAAGCCAAGAGUCCACAGAUAGACGUUUUCACGGAGUUGGAUCCAUUAGGAACUGGUUUAAUCAAACCCUACGUGGACAAAAAAGACUUUUUCCAACACUUGAAGAAUCCUCCCAAGAAGGUGCUAAAAGAUUUAGUGUCUACUAACUCGGCGGAUACGUUCCCAACGAACUUUAACGUUCUCUCGGAACCACUAGAGUCAGUGAAACCACGAAACGAUGUGGCCGCCAAAGAAAAUCAAUUCGAGGACAGCAAUUUUGCGAAUUUCGAUCGCUUCGACGAGAACGAGGCGAUCCAAUCAGUUUUCGCGCGUACUGACUCGUGCAGAAGAACAGAUAUCACGCCUAAACUGGCUCAUCAUCAACCUCUUUCCGUGUCUCUUCCUCCUGAAGACACUUCCACCCCAAAGUCCUCGACCAUCCCGACCUCUGCAGGCGUCUCUCUACUUACAAGAAUGGAAAAAGACUCUACAGAGUCUAUACACGGCCUGGUAAAGCUUCCUAGUCCCAUAAAAUCGACUCGCAAAAAAGAAUUCGACGUAGACAUAUCUGGUAACAAAGCGCAAUCCAUGGACAAGACAUUCCCUGUCGACUUUUCAGCAACCAAUGAAUCACCAGCUUCUCCGUUAAAAUCCUGUUCCUCAGAUGCUAACUCUAGACUGUCAAGUUCGUCCGCCGAAUUGGAACUCGUACCUGAACCUCCUCCUCGAGGGAUCGCCAAUAUUCUGAUCAAUCCACCACCUCUGCCGCCGAAGAAACAAGGAGUUAGAGCUAUGAUAAAGCCUCCUCCAAGACCACCGCAUACUGAGACCUAUUUCCAUUACGAUUUCCCUGAAAGAGAGUCCGAAGUGACCAAAGACAGAAGUAAAAGCCCGUUGAAGGAGCCGAAGAGCCUCCAAUCUGAUGACAAUUUCAGUCCGCCUGUACAAAUAUCAAAUAAGUCUGAGUUGAUAAGCGCGAUGACCACGUCGACAUUCGAAGAUUCAUUCAGCUCUAUGGUACCUACCACGAAUUUAUCCACCUUUUUUACAUCGACCAGUGCGACUACUGGACCCAAAAGGACGAAACCUUCUUUGGAUAUCACGUUGAGCCAAUUAACGUCUGCUAAUUUAGAUGAAUUGGCUAACAGUUUAGGUAUGACCGUUAAAGAGUUAACUAGUUUGACUCUUCAGCAGUUGACCGAAUGUUUGGCUACCUUAUCAGCCAAGGAAGCUGCAUCCAGCGACACAGAAGAGCCAGUUUCUAUGAAGCAAGAACCAGCAACUGUUGUCCAACCGCAAUCAAUGUCUGGCACGAUUCAUUCGAGACCGUUCAACGAGCCACAACCUUUCACACUUUCAAAGAGCUUUGAACAGGAGACCAAACAGGAUACUACCUAUGAUAAAUACGCUGUUUUUAGGGAAUUGUUCGAGCUAGAGCAGAUGGAGAAGAACGAAGAAAGUACGACGAAAGAGUCUACCGAAGAGGAAACGUCUUCAGUGAAGAAGGAAGAAUUCGAGAUAGUUAACCAACAGCAUGAGACUAAUGAGGAGAGUAGAUCAGAUACAUUGGCCACUUUAGUGAAUCUAACAGUGAAACUUCCACCUAGCAAUGAGGAUCUGACUAAAGAAGAACCAAGUGCAAAGCCUGAGGAAAAAAUAGAAUCUUCGAAUAUGUUUGAGAAGACUCAAUCAAUUGAAUCAGAGAGUAAAGCAGAACCAAUGAUAGAAUCUGAAGUAUCCACAGACUUGUUGUCAAAACAACCAGAAGAAGAGGAAUCUGAUAAAACUAAACCUAUAGUGGAAAUUGAAGAGAAAAUGGAGGAAACCGAGUCUGAAAAACCUAGUGAUUCCAAUGAGGAUUCCGAUAAGCCAGUUACAGAAAAAACGGAAGAAACGAAUGGUUCAUUAGCAGUGGAUAAAGUUGAAGUGAAACCCUCCGCAUCUAUAUCCAGCGACAAAUAUGCUGCUUUGCGCGAAAUCAUUGGUGAACCAGAGCCUCCUGUCAAACCAACUGAAGAAGAUACACCAACCUCCACCAGAAUGUCUCCUGUGGUCCAAUUACCAGCUCAAUCCAAGCCCUCGGCCGAGGUGGAGCUGUUAAAUCUAUUUUCCGACACGCCUCCUCCUUCCAGCCCUAAGAAACAGUCCAAGAAAGAGGAAGACACAGGGAUGAGUAUGGACAUCUUCGAGGAGAUCAAAAUGUUGAGUACCAGUGGUCAGCCAACAAAGACUAAGUCGCUGAUCCCCGAAGACAUCUUCUGCCCGUUCACGGAAUUGAAACCGGAGAGAGAUGAAAGCAAAGACGACAGCAACUGGACCAAGUUCGAUACAGGUCUCUUCGUAUCGGACAGACCACCUUCGGAGUGUCCUCCUUCGAUCAGUGGCACUUCGCCCUGGUCCCCCGACGGCAAAGAGUUCCACAGAGAGUCUUCUUUCAAAGGUAGCGUGUAUCAGCAAUCGGGCGACAGCGACAACGAGUGGAAGGACGAGGAAGAAAGCGAGGAGAGCAAUGGGAGGAUACGAGAUCCCAGAUUCAGAUGUAGUCACUAUCCCAGAUUCGACGGUCCUUUUGGAGACAGAGGUUUCUACGAAGAGACGGGAUCCAAACGUGACAGGGGGUUCCGAGAUAGGAUGAUGGAGGACAGGAAGUCUCGUGACGCGGCCUGGAUCAAGAACACCGGGCACAGACCUAGGGAUUCCUCUCCCUGGCACGACGAGAGUCAAUGGGAGAAAGAGUCCAAACACUAUCCCCACAGAAAGAUGCAAUACAAGGAUGAAGAUGAGCAUUACGAGACUCACUGGAAGUGUAGAUCUAAGCCUCAACGUUGGAACUGGCCGCACGAGCACGGACCGUUCUACGACGACGAGAGAAAGAGAAAGAUGAUGCUAUGGAAGGAAGACAGGUUUGGCAGUCAGGAAAGUAUGGGGUACGACGACGACGACAGGUGGUCCAGGAGGAAAUACGAGAGAAGAAGGUGGCCGGAAGAGGACGCCAGAUUCUGGAACAGAAGGACAGCAGGUCCACCCGACUCAGAUUACCCUAGCAGGGAUUACUAUUACUACAGAGAAGCUAGAGAGCGAUCACACGAUUAUCCAUCCGCCUGGAACGAAGACUACGGUUCGGAUCGACCCGGGGAUGAUUCACCAAGGUACAAUCAGUCUGGUAGAAAGAGGCACUGGCCCAAGAGACCGAACAGUGCGAACGAGGGGCGCAACAUUGACAUGAUUUACGGCGAGUCUCGAAGCAAAUUCGGCACCUCCAGAUCCGAGUGCAACGACAACGACUCCGACCCUUACAUACGAUCCUCUCAACGUUCCAGGAGUCGUCAGAGUUAUUGGGGCAGCGACCAGGAGUACGACAGUUGGGUGGAGAGGCCCUAUUGGUCCGAGGAGCCGGAUACGAAGAGCGAAAGUCUGCAUCGGAAGAGAGUAGCCAGGCACAAACCUCGUCAACCUCACGUCAAGACCCAGAGCCCGUUCGAGGACGAUUUCGCCCAAAGCGUGGAGCACAUAGACCCCUCGACCACGGAAUCUCUGACCCCGGUCGAGCCACCGAGGAUCCGUUCCGAGGGAAGCGAUCAGAAACCAUCGCCGCAGAGUCCUUCCUUCUCCACGAGAUAUUCGAAAGUAGCUAGGAGGGGGAUGGAGGAAGUGUACAGCAAGAGAUCAAGCUACUUCGAGGACGACUUGCCAUUCACCGCCACAGCGAUGAGCGAUUCAUCCGAUCGGCAGAGGCUACCCUCAGAUCAGAAACAGACGCCUGAAGAUGUUCCUUCCUGCGAGGCUAAGGACGCGCCGCCCGACGACUUCGUUUCCGGGGACGGCAGCCGUGAUUCCUUCUUCAAUGGACACCUGAGAUACGAUGACGACGCGUUCGCUUUCAAAGCGGAAAUGGAGGACAACGUGUCCGAUCAUCGAGCCACCACCUUACCGUUGAAGAACCACAACCGACAGGGGAAAUAUUCCGCGGGUAGCAACAACAAUAACAACAACAAUAAGUCUAGAAACGACCAACACAUAAGGAAGUCGGAGUCGGUGAAUAUAUUCGUGAGGGAAAGCGAUCCGUUUGGCGACGACGAUUUCUUCGAUUGAUGGGUUGUUCGGGGAGUGUUGGACAGGCACCGUGAUCGGUAUUCAGGGGAUGCUUCCGAUUUUUCGGAAUUGAUGUCGGUGGCGGGAUGAUUCGACGGGGUGCGUUUCCUUUUUUCUGUCCAAAAACGUACCAACCUAUCAUCCAUUUAUAGCCCGCGAACUAUAGAAAUGAACAAUUGUAUCAUCCAUGUUUUUCUUUGGUUCGCUUCAAACUGUGGUUGAGGCAAUAGGUAUUGGCUGAUCGAGGUCAGGUUAGGAGAUGGGGUUUAGCGUAGUGUUCUACUUAUAGUGGAACUGUGGAGCAUUUAAAGACUGAUUCGUUGGUAAAUGGUAGAGUUUUGUUCAAGUUGAUCAAUGUGAGCUUGCUGUUUUUUAAAGUUGUGAAUGUUCUUUCAAGCAAAAUCAAGAUUGUAUCUGAAAGUUGCUAGAAUAAGAGUUGCUAAGAAAAUAUAUAAUGUUAUUUAAAA
Messenger RNA from Apis laboriosa (Himalayan honeybee), 5800 nucleotides. RefSeq names its product protein disabled (gene Dab). Lineage: Eukaryota; Metazoa; Arthropoda; Insecta; Hymenoptera; Apidae. Bases 198 to 5333 code for a protein of 1711 amino acids. The transcript is spliced from 7 exons. The record is from RefSeq and is a predicted model, not a curated record.